UUCUCUGAAACGAGAGAAGAAAAGGACACAUUGAAACACAGAAGGUAGCAAUAAUAGGAAUCGGUCUAGUGGGAGGCAGAGAAACGAAAUAUGUCAUCAACCAACGUCCCCCCGAGACCCAAGAAAGGGGCAGAUGUCCCGACAAAACUAUCAUCUGUCCUCGACUGCAAACAAGGAGCUGUCAGAGCGGUCAGAUUCAAUGUGGAUGGAAACUAUUGCUUGACUUGCGGAUCGGACAAAACUCUGAAGCUGUGGAAUCCCGUUCGUCGAAUCCUGCUCAAAACGUACACCGGUCACGGUUAUGAGGUCCUGGAUGCCGAUGGGUCGUGCGACAAUAGCCAACUUGUCUCGUGUGGAAUGGACAAAGCCGUCAUCGUGUGGGAUGUGAGUGCUGGAACCACUGCUCGAGUGUUCCGUGGUCAUGCCGGAACUGUCAAUUGUGUGCGCUUCAAUGAAGAUUCAUCCGUGGUGGUCAGUGGAGGACUGGAUGGACAAGUCAAAUGUUGGGACGUGAAAUCCAGGAGAAUGGAGCCCAUCCAAACCUUGGAGGAGUGUAAAGACAGCGUCACUGCCCUUGAUAUGAGUGAUCAUGAGAUCCUGGUCGGAAGUGCUGACGGAAAAGUCAGGCGAUAUGACUUGAGAAACGGACAGCUGAUGACGGAUUAUAUUGGCACGGCCAUCACUUCGGUAUCGUUUACCCACGAUGGACAAUGUGUCUUGGUGAGCUCGAACGGCGAGAGUGUGAAGCUCUUAGAUAAGUCAUCGGGUGAGAUGCUGUCAGAAUACCAAGGGCACAUCAACAAGAAUUACAGGAUCGAGGCCGUUCUCAACAAUACCGACCAUUGUGUUCUCUCGGGCUCGGAGAAUGGCUUUGUGUACAUUUGGGAUUUGGUCGAAGGGACCCUUCUCCACAAAUUGGAUCACUCGGAUCCUGUGAAAAAGGUGGAGCCCGAGCCCACUGCAUCUAGUACCGGGUCGCUAGUUCCCGAUGCUUGGACCUCGAAUCGACCCUCUCAAUCUGUGGUCCAUUCACUAACUUUUCAUCCCAAAAACAUCGAGCUUCUCACUGCCGUGAAAGGCAAAGUUUUCCGGUGGACCAAUGACUUGGCACAAGACGAAGGCUGAAAAAUGGCACUGACUAAAACCGAGCAUUUAGACUUGGGCUGCUCGUAUUAUUCAUGACAAGUAAACGAGCUGUACAGUAUUCCCCCGCUUGAAAGAUAAUAUACUGGACUCACUGUCCUCCUUUGGCAUACAUCUUGGAUUAUAUUCGAGCAGAGUGGUGGUUUGUGCCUUUGGGAAUCUUUUGUGGUAGAUAAAAAGACUCCACUUGCUCCUGGUGGGCUCUAUGUAUGAUAAGCAGAUUCUGCUCGAAUAAGAUCUCAAGAGUUGGGAAGGCAUUUGCUUUUCCCUUUGUUUGGCUGGAGAUAAGCGUGCUCUCUCAUUGA
Tigriopus californicus is the source of this 1448-nucleotide messenger RNA. Its product is annotated as WD repeat domain-containing protein 83-like. Gene Ontology annotation, cellular component: catalytic step 2 spliceosome. Gene Ontology annotation, biological process: mRNA splicing, via spliceosome. The record is from RefSeq and is a predicted model, not a curated record. Gene Ontology annotation, molecular function: protein binding. The transcript has a single exon. The coding region runs from base 91 to 1125 and encodes 344 amino acids. Lineage: Eukaryota; Metazoa; Arthropoda; Copepoda; Harpacticoida; Harpacticidae.